Molecule: messenger RNA, 468 nt
Organism: Zasmidium cellare ATCC 36951
Lineage: Eukaryota; Fungi; Ascomycota; Dothideomycetes; Mycosphaerellales; Mycosphaerellaceae
Exons: 1
Coding region: 1-468 (155 amino acids)
Source: RefSeq, a predicted model, not a curated record
AUGGCAUCCCAGCAAAGCGACAGCCAUCCAAGCAACCGAUCGACAGCAUCGGGGCAUGGUAGAGGCCAGGAGAUGCGAGACGUCAACACCACCGAAGCGGAUUCGAAGCGCCGUGAAGAAGCUGAGCUGGCGAAGCAGCUCCACCGGGAACAGAUGUACUACGCCGAGAAGAAGGCUCAGAUUGGCAAGCAAGCCACCACAACGGGUUGUAGCGCUACGGUGCCCACCUCGACGCCCAUGCUCACAACGCAAGCGCAAGAAGUGCAUUUUACAGGUGAAACUGCCGUACAAGCAGUCAUGCGCCAGAGUAUGUCUAUGGAGCAGCUUCGUCUGCGUGAGUACCGCCGCAACCUGCGCGCUGUGCAUUCUCACGGAAUUGAUAAGGUACAUUGCCAGCGGAAAGGCCAGGAGAGGAAUGCAGCGCAGGUAAAAGCGCUUGAGGAGGAGCUCUCGAAGAUGACUCUUUGA